Eurytemora carolleeae is the source of this 1431-nucleotide messenger RNA. It is a transcript of the gene Idh3g, whose product is annotated as isocitrate dehydrogenase [NAD] subunit gamma, mitochondrial. Gene Ontology annotation, biological process: tricarboxylic acid cycle; isocitrate metabolic process. The record is from RefSeq and is a predicted model, not a curated record. Gene Ontology annotation, cellular component: mitochondrion. The coding region runs from base 26 to 1147 and encodes 373 amino acids. The transcript has 2 exons. NCBI's taxonomy places the organism in Eukaryota, Metazoa, Arthropoda, Copepoda, Calanoida, Temoridae.
UGACAUUAAAUAAAUUCCAGACAAAAUGGCAGCCACAAAUCUGAUGAAACCCUUGGCCUCUUUGAGCAGAUUUGGGAGCCUUCAAACCCGUUCUGUCAGUUUGAAAGCUGCAAACAUUCCUAUUGCUAAGUACGGUGGCAGGCACACCGUUACCAUGAUGCCCGGCGACGGUAUUGGUCCAGAAAUGAUGGGAUACGUCAAGGAAGUUUUCCGAUACGCCGGAGCUCCGAUAGAUUUCGAGACGGUUCUUCUCGAUCCUACCACCGACAACUACGACGAUCUAUACAACGCCAUCUCUUCCGUGAAGAGGAACGGAGUUGGGAUCAAGGGGAACAUCGAGACCAAGAUGAACCGUCCUGACAUCAAGUCCAGGAAUGUUGAGAUGAGAAAUGAGCUAGAUCUGUUUGUUAACACGAUACAUUGCAAGUCUCAGCCUGGUGUAAAGACCAGGCAUGACGAUAUUGAUAUCGUGAUUAUGCGUCAGAACACCGAAGGUGAAUACGCAAUGUUGGAGCAUGAAAGCGUACAGGGGGUUGUGGAAAGCCUAAAAAUCACUACAGAGCCAAGCACUGAGCGAUUAUGUAGACACGCAUUCGAUUACGCCAGAGCCAACGGCAGGAAAAAGGUCACCCUCAUCCACAAGGCAAACAUUAUGAAGAUCACGGACGGUCUCUUCCUAGAGGUUGCCAAGAGGGUCUCCAAGGACUACCCUGAGAUCCAGCACGACAACAUGAUCAUUGAUAACUGUUGUAUGCAGCUGGUUAGCAACCCCUGGCAAUUUGAUGUUAUGAUCCUGACAAACCUCUACGGUACCAUCGUCACCAACUUGAUCUGUGGACUCAUUGGAGGACCCGGAGUAAUUGCUGGAGCCAACAUCGGACCCAGAUAUGCUGUUUUCGAACCUGGAACCAGAAACACUGGAACCACCCUGAUCGGAAAAAACAAGGCGAACCCCUGUGCCAUGCUGAAUGCCAGCGCUGAUAUGCUUUCACACCUAAACCUCCGAUACCACGCUAAGCUAAUUCAUGACGCUGUCUGGCAAACUAUUAAUGUUGACAUGAUUCAAACCGAGGAUCUUGGAGGACAAGCUACCUCCAUGGAUGUAGUCCAAAAUGUUAUUAGUCACAUUAAAGCUGCUGCAAAAUAGAGAAUCUUGUUAAUCCACCAAAUUUUUAAGUAGGAGUAUAUAAAGUUGUAACGUAUGAAAUUAUAUUUAGCAAUUAAAAUCAGAAGAAAGUUAAAGAAAGAUUUUUUAAAAUAUUAACAAUUAAGAAUGAUGCCUUUUUUGUCAUCGAAAAGAAUUCAAUUUCUAAUUAGAGAUUAUAACGUAGCUUUAUUUGCCCUUGAUAAAUAAAAUCUUCCAAUUGUUAAAGCUCCGCCAAAUCUAGUCUUGCUCCUAUUGAUAAUAGUUGAAUGUUGAACCAUGUUCAG